AUGGCUGGAACGAUCAUGAGCAGAAACCGCAAUCUUCUCAUCAGGGCCACGUUCCCAGCAGCCGUUGGGAUCACGGCUGGGUGGAUGUUGAUCCCUGUGACCAUGCGAAACACAAGCGAACUGAUCUGGCAGUAUGAGAAGAGAGUGCCUGCUAUUGCUGAUACGCAUUUGACUAUUAGGGGAGCAGCCAUAGAGGCAUACGGCAAGUUGCGGGAAAGUACCCGAAGCACAGUCGAGUGGGCCGAUAAGACAGCGGUUGACACAAGGAAGAAGGUAGAAGAUCUCGUUGGCGAAGGCAAAUGA
Molecule: messenger RNA, 303 nt
Organism: Lithohypha guttulata
Lineage: Eukaryota; Fungi; Ascomycota; Eurotiomycetes; Chaetothyriales; Trichomeriaceae
Exons: 2
Coding region: 1-303 (100 amino acids)
Biological process (GO): cristae formation
Cellular component (GO): mitochondrial crista junction; MICOS complex
Source: RefSeq, a predicted model, not a curated record